AUGCUCUCUGCCUCGCUCAUGAACACAGCUCUUGUUGCCGCCUCUCACGUACCCCUCGAUUCUCCUCGCUUUCCCUUCACCCCGCUUCCCUUCGUCCCUCCGCCGUUUCCCUUCUCUCCCCGCUCUUCCCCCUUCGUCCCUCCGCCCUUUCUCCUUCGUCCCUCCGCCCUUCCCCCUUCGUCCCCUCCGCCAUUCCCCCUUCGUCCCCUCCGCCAUUCCCCCUUCGUCCCUCCGCCCUUCCCCCUUCGUCCCUCCGCUCUUCCCCCUUCGUCCCUUCGCCCUCCCCCCUUCGUCCCUCCGCCAUUCCCCCUUCGUCCCUCCGCCCUUCCCCCUUCGUCCUUCCGCCCUUCCCCCUUCGUCCUUCUGCCCUUCCCCCUCCGCCCCUCCGCCCGUUCCCCUCGCCCCUCCGCCCGUUCCCCCUUCGUCCCCUCCGCCCUUCCCCCUUCGUCCCCUCCCCCUUCCCCCUCAACCCCUCCGCCCGUUCCCCUCGCCCCUGACCCCUCACUUCUCAACAGGGGAGCGUCAGCAGCCAGCUGCAGCGAGCUCACUGAGAAAUGUCAGAACAGCACAUGCAGCCCUGCCCGCCCGCAUUCUCUUUCUUCCUUUCCUCGUGUUCCGCCUCUUUCCCCCGCACCCCUCACCCUCUCACCCCUCACCAGGCGAGCGACCGCUUCAGCAUCAGCGCACAUGCAGACUCGCCCACCCACAUUCUUCCUUCCCUUUCCCGCCUUCCGCCUCUUUCCCCCUCGCCCUUCACCCCUCACCCCUGCUACCUCUCACCAGGCGAGCGAUCGCUUCAACAUCAGCAGCCAGUUGGAGCACAUGCAGGCGAGAUACGUGGGCACGGGACAUGCUGACACCACCAAGUACACGCCUCCGCUUUCCCAUAUCCACGCCCCCCUGCCCCUGUCUCUUCCCGUGGCAUGCAGCGAGGGGACAGCCAUGCCUCCAAUGUGGGGCGGCACCAUACCACCAGCUGCUAGCCUUCUGUCCUCUCACUCUCUGCCUGUCCCCCUCAUCCCUUCGCCCCCCUCUCCCCCUCCCUUUCCCUCCCCCUUUCCCCGUCCCUCCCAGCUCCCACCCGGUGCAUGCAGAGAUUGGGCAGUGAACACCAUCCACAGAGACAGCUAUGCAUCCUAUGUGGGGCACCACCCGCUGCUGGCCUAUUUUCCUUUCACUCUGCCUAUUCUCCCUCAUUUUCCCUCCUCCCCCUCCCCUUUUCCCCCACCCCUCCCCUUUUCCCACUCCUUCCCCAUACAUUCCCCCUGUCCUCAGCGAGUGGGCAGUGAACAUCCACAGGGACAGCUACGCCUCCUAUUGAACAUCCAUCGGGACAGCUACGCCUCGUACGUGGGCCACCACCCACUGCUGGCCUUCCACCCUCCCACCGAUCGCCCCUUCAUCCUGCUCUCUCUCCCCCCUCAUCUCUCCCCCUUCCAGCGAGUGGGCGGUGAACAUCCACAGGGACAGCUACGCCUCCUAUGUGGGGCACCACCCGCUGCUGGCCUUCUUUGCCGUGGCGGAGAAUGA
Molecule: messenger RNA, 1530 nt
Organism: Closterium sp. Naga37s-1
Lineage: Eukaryota; Viridiplantae; Streptophyta; Zygnematophyceae; Desmidiales; Closteriaceae
Source: the annotation of a GenBank genome assembly